Aspergillus lentulus is the source of this 2235-nucleotide messenger RNA. Its product is annotated as anaphase promoting complex subunit CDC16. Gene Ontology annotation, biological process: anaphase-promoting complex-dependent catabolic process; cell division; positive regulation of mitotic metaphase/anaphase transition. Gene Ontology annotation, cellular component: anaphase-promoting complex; cytoplasm. Gene Ontology annotation, molecular function: protein binding. The record is from RefSeq and is a predicted model, not a curated record. Lineage: Eukaryota; Fungi; Ascomycota; Eurotiomycetes; Eurotiales; Aspergillaceae.
AUGGAAAAGUUCCUGCGCUCCUGGCGCCAGGAUGCGCUGAAUCGAGGCCAACACGAUGCUGCCAUUUACAUCGGCGACAAAGUGCUCGCAUUGACGAACAGCGACUCCGAUGCUUUCUGGCUCGCCCAAGUCCAUUUCUCUAACAACAACUACACGCGCGCCUUGGCCCUCCUGUCUCGAAAAGAUCUCAUCUCUCGAAGUACCGCUUGCCGCUAUCUCGCCGGCCAUUGCUAUAUAAAACAGAAUCAGUUUGAACAGGCCUUGUCAGUGCUCGGCGACCAUAACCCGACUCAUUUGAUCCGCAGCAGCAACAGCCGUCGCAAGCUGCAGCACCUCACUUUGCGCAACGGCAAGACUACAGCAUCGCGGAUUGACCGCAAUGAGGAGAGGGAAAGGGAGGAUGCGAAUAACAUUCGGUUUGAGGCGGCGAUGUGCUACCUGCGAGGACUCUGCUUUGCGAAGCAGAAUGCCUUUGAUCGCGCCCGUGACUGUUACAAAGACGCUGUGCGCAUUGACGUGCAGUGCUUUGAGGCUUUUGACCAGUUGAUGAAGAACUCGCUCAUGUCGCCGGCUGAAGAGCUCGAGUUUCUGGAAUCCUUAGACUUUGAUGCGGUAUCCUCGCCCGAUCCGUCUGUCGCACAGGAAGCGGCUCAUUUCACCAAGAUGCUCUACACAACCCGACUGUCGAAGUACUCGUCGCCUGCCAUCCUGUCCGACGCGACCGAGACCCUGUCCACGCACUACAACCUUGCAGAGAACCCUGAUAUUCUUCUUUCUCGGGCUGAAGCUCUUUACACCCAGUGCCGGUUUGCGGAGGCGCUUGAGCUGACAUCUUCGAUCUUGGCCACGGAGGCGAGCACCACACCCAAUGUACCGGCUCUAAGUCACCUCGGGCAUCCUCCAGCGGUUUACCCUUUGCAUCUGGCCUGCCUAUACGAAACAGGUGCGACAAAUGCGCUCUUCCUACUCGCUCACACGCUGGCCGACCAUGCGCCAGAGGAGUCGUACACGUACCUUGCGAUUGGCGUCUACUAUCUGUCUGUGUCGAAGAUUGCCGAAGCACGGCGGUUCUUCUCGAAAGCAUCCUUGCUGGAUCCGCACUCUGCACCCGCGUGGAUUGGGUUUGCACAUACUUUUGCGGCUGAAGGAGAGCAUGAUCAAGCUAUAGCCGCAUACAGCACGGCCGCUCGGCUGUUCCAAGGCAGCCACUUACCGCAGCUGUUCCUUGGUAUGCAGCAUUUGGCUCUGAAUAACAUGUCCUUGGCCCAUGAGUACCUGUCUGCCGCCUACGCAAUGUCCACGGGUGCGGCUGCCGGCACAGUGCCAUCCAUUCCCGCUAACCCUUCCGGCGACGCCCAUGGCGGUGACCCACUGGUUCUCAACGAACUCGGUGUGGUACUCUAUCACCAGAACCAUCUCGAGGGUGCUGUAGAGCUAUUUAAUCAAUCGCUGGCUUUAGCGACGGCACUUCAUUGUGAGCCGGGUGCCUGGGUGGCUACACGGGCGAAUUUGGGUCACGCACUGCGCCGUAUCGGACGACUAGCCGAGGCGCUUGCUGAGUUCGACGAAUGCCUUCGGAUCGGUGCGGGCGGGGCAGGCGUCGCCUACGGUCCAUUUUUGGGCGGCACUGGCAGCAGCGCCUCGGGUGUCGCGUCGUCGGGUGUUGGGGGCUACGAAGACCGUGGCUUGAUCGGAUCACUUCAUACAUCGCGUGGCCUUGUGCUGCUGGAACUUGGACGGACCAUGGAGGCGGUAACAGCUCUUCAUGAAGCCGUUCGCGUCCUUGGGGCCAGCGGAGGCGGGGAUGCGGCUGGCGGCGCGGGUAUCGCUGGCACUCUUCUCUCCCGUGCUUUGGAGAUCUGGGCUCUGGAGGGUCAUGAGGGGGAGUCUGCACCACCAGAGGAUUUUGAGCGAGUGACCACCAGCCGCAGUUCGACUCGUUCGCGCGACAAGGGCAAGGGAAAGGCAUCAAGACGGCGUGGCAUGACGGAGGAAGAAUGGACGGAUGAAGUCCCUCAAGCUAGUGUCCCGACCACGGGCCCUGCAACGGAGACAUUGGAACAAAAGGUGGAGAUGGAGCUCGAUGACGAGGCAGAUGGGCUACUACGACAUGCAAUGAGUCGGGUUCGCGGCGGGCGAGGAAGACGACGACUUGAUUUCAGCCCCGACACUGAGGCCACUGAGACCCCUGGGCCGGCUGGAGCUCGUAGUCGAGGGUCCAGGGCCCGUUCGUGA